AUGUGUGGCAGCGCCUCUAGUUGGGGUAUGAGAACUGCAUAUUUUUACGAUGCUCGACGACGCGUGUCGGCACACACACGAGCAGGCACGACAGCGAGUGCAGCGCAGGGGCGCCGGCUCUCAGUUCUCUUCGUGCGAUCGGAGCUAUCAGGCGACCGUCGUGACGGCGUCACCGGUGCAACACGCUCCCCAACAGCUCUCUCCUCCAGCGCCGCGACGAGGAUGUCCUCCACCGUCCCCGUGGCGGCGGCAUCGGGAGGCGCCGACUUUGUCGAUGUAGACGCGCUCAACAGCGCCGAUACGGACGGGGCGGAAGACGUGGGUCGUGCCGCCGUAGUGCCAGGGCUCACGCAGCGUGUUGGGCACAUCCCACUUCGUGACGCCGUCGUUCUCUCAUAUCACGGAGCCAGUGAUGAUUACGCGAUGCACCGCCGCACAGUGGGCGCGUCUUAUGGGGAUGGCGCGCCGCCACCCGUAGAUGAGCUUCUCUCCGUUGCCACCGAAGACAGCCGUGUGCUCCUCCGCCGCAGUGGGCUGUCCACAGAGCCACGCACCGCAGGAGUCCCUGCGGUGCACAUGUGGCGUGGAUGCAACGAAGACACAGGUGAGGAGGCAAAGAGAGCGCCCGCGUACCAGUCACGCGGUGCGGAUCAGUCAUUUGGGUGGAAUGACUGCGCUGGUUCAUUGUCGAACGCCUCCUCAGCGAUACCGACAACCGUCUCCUCUGUCCGCUGGGCGCAAGAGGCCAGCGUGCUGCUCGAGCACACACGCGGCACCCUGCACAGGGUGCGCCCCCGAAGCGGCACCUUCAGUGCCAGAGUGAGCAGCUCAUCACUGAAUCAACAGCGUCCGCACGUCUCUAGCAACAGCUGGAGCCAUUGUCAAGCAGACUUCGUGGCUCUCUCCACGAGCUCUGUGUCCUUGGUCCAGUCGCGCGAGUAUGGUGCCGAACUCGCUGCGGUUCAGCACACCGUCUUCGCGUGCGAAAUGAUUGCAAACGCGACUUGCAUGGAUGACUGGGGUCCGCACAGUACAGUCGUUGGUUUCUCGGAUGGAACACUGCGCGUGGUGGACUGGCGCACGCCCGCGAGAGGUUCCUCCGUACACACAGGUGAUGCCGUUGCCGACGAUGACGAAAAGCACGUUGCGCUGCGGACGCAUGUGCCACAGCCGCCGUGGAUGAGGCAUGGCGGUCGCUCGGCCACCGCCGCCACAUCAGUGGCAGGUGUGCUGUCGUGUUGUGCCUUCGAGGACAGCUUCCGCAUCGUCUGCGGACUGGGAGAUGCCUCGGGUGCCGUGGUGAUGGCCGACCUUCGCCGCCCCGAUAGCGGAGAUCGUCUUGGGCGUCGUCGCACGCGUGCGGAGCAGCAGGCCGCGCAGCACCUUUUCGCUGAAACCGGCGGACAGAGCCCCACAGGGCGCGCUGUGACGGACAUUCAACGCGAUCCCUCGUGCUUUGGACGCAUUGGGCUUGUCGAUAUGACCGGCACGGCUGUCUUGACCAACGUGGCUGCGUUGGAGGUGAACACCGGCAGCUCCGCAGCCGUCGCGGUAAAGCGCAGCCGCACGAAGGACGGGGCUGGCGUGCCUUCGUCUCUUGGCUCCACCGCCGUCGCAAGACCGCGUCUUCCACCGCCACCGUCGCCGUGGUCGGUCUUGGAACGCCUGGGGAGCCUGUCACCGACUGCGUCUCGGUCGGCUGUCCUGACGACCAUCUUGCACAGCAUCCGCGGGGGGCCCCAACGUGCUGUCACAGACGGUGGCAACGCACAAGGCGAGUGGUUUUGCAGCCCCAUCACGGCGCACCCGCGACCACGCUGCGCCUUCAGCGACGACGGCCGCCACUUUGCUCACAUAGCAGCGAAAAGUGUACUCACCGCCACCCUGCGGUGCGCAGGGGCGCAAUGGGGUGCCGUGAUGGGCGGCUCAUCGUUUUCUCGCACUCCCGGCGUCACUGCGACACACGUGCAGCUUGCGUCAAGCCUAGCGAGUGGGCAUGCGGCACUCAUGCCGUCCCCCUUCAUUGCCGUGUCUUGCGUGGACGGGCUCAUGUGUUUCGACACCGGAGACGGGCACACGCUGGCGAUACCGAUCGUGUGA
Messenger RNA from Leishmania braziliensis MHOM/BR/75/M2904, 2100 nucleotides. RefSeq lists its product as hypothetical. The record is from RefSeq and is a predicted model, not a curated record. The coding region runs from base 1 to 2100 and encodes 699 amino acids. NCBI's taxonomy places the organism in Eukaryota, Euglenozoa, Kinetoplastea, Trypanosomatida, Trypanosomatidae. The transcript has a single exon.